Messenger RNA from Parastagonospora nodorum SN15, 261 nucleotides. RefSeq lists its product as hypothetical. Bases 1 to 261 code for a protein of 86 amino acids. NCBI's taxonomy places the organism in Eukaryota, Fungi, Ascomycota, Dothideomycetes, Pleosporales, Phaeosphaeriaceae. The transcript has 2 exons. The record is from RefSeq and is a predicted model, not a curated record.
AUGUCGACUCCCCGCAACUCCCAAACCACCGCGCGCCCAGCCUACGCUCCUCUCCAGACGACAUGUCUCGCGCAAACCUCGCAGCCGCGCCACCAGCCCCAGCGCCAUCCCAGCUUCGAGUACCGCCCGAAUCGUGAGGGUGCGGGCCAGACGGCCGCCGAGACGACGAAUUACCUGAGCCAGAUGGCGCUGCUGAACGAGGCGGCGAAGCGCGCGCAGAUGGCGUGUGUCAUGCGGGACAUUGGCGAGAUGGAGUUGUAA